AUGCUACGUGAUGACUGUACCCGAAACCAAACUGAUUAUGAAAGACAGGCACGACAGAUUUUAAAGAAUGCAUACUAUAAACUUGGAAUCAGACAUGGAGAUCAAAGCGACAGAAAGUUGGGUGAAUGUCGAAAGCUGUACUACGUACAACUGGAUGAAAAUGUGACACCAAAAGCUGAUUGUAACCCAGUCAUGAAAAAUAAUGAAGAUGAUCAUAAAAAACUAAUUAAUCCAUAUGUGGACUUGAGUUCUGGUGAUCAAAAACCUAUGCAUAAUGAUGAAACAUUAUCAUGGCCAGUUUCUAUGAAUACAACAAAUUUAGUGAAACAGAAACAAUUAAAUCUAUUAAAGUUGAAAAGUACUAAUUCACAUCGAGAGCCAUCAGCAUCUUCUGUAUGCAUUCAUAAGCAUAAUAAGAAAACUCAAACAUUUCAAUCAGAAUAUCAAAAGUUUACAGAUAAAACGGUAUUAAAAUGGUUACAUGAUAAAGAAAGGCAGAUGAGGGAGAAUAAAAGGAAACAAAAACGUGAAGAACGCAUAAGAAAACAAGUUGAAAAUGAAACUAAACUGCAACGUACAAAACAGGCAGAAUUAGCUAAAAAAGCCUAUAAUAAAUGGUUAGUAAAGAAAACAAAAGAGUCAUUUUCACAGAAGAAGAAAAAGGAUACAUUCCGGCGAAUACUUAGAGAACGCUCUGCUGGAAGAUAUGAAACAGGAAAUCAAGAGAAUAAAAGCAGAAAUAAAAGCUUCGACAGAUGUAACAUAGAAUACUCACCUAAACAAGAAUUUACACCAAUGAACUCAUUAACAAAAACACCAAAAGAAUCAGUUAUAAAAUUGACAUCAACAGAUUAUUCAUCUGAUUAUCAACAGCAAGAGCAACAACAGCUACAACAACGGCAACACCAGCAGGGCAGUAAAACGCUUAAAUUACGUAUAAAAUUGAAUAAAACUGAUAAACCAACUUGUGUAAGAAGUCAAUACAGGUUGAAGCAUUCUAGAAAACCAAUCUAUCGAAUUCCAUUUAAUUCAUGGUCAGUAAAUUAUCAAACAUCAGUGGAUGAAACUGAUGGACUACAGCAUUUUGAUGAAAAUACACCUAUACUCUAUGCUAAAUCAAAUGAAUAUGAAGAUUUAUUAAAUUCUAAUAAUAAUAGUUGUUCAAUGACUAAACCUUAUAGUACGCAUAAAAAACAAAAUCUGAAUAAAAUAGACAACAAGUACUCUAACAAGAACAGUUCACCUCAGAUAACAACUUGUCGUCAAACAUAUACACAAUGGUUAAAACAGAAACAAUCAGAAUCAUCUUAUAGAUUGAAAGCACAGCUACAAGCUAAAGAAAAUGUGGCUUUAAUGGAGGCGAUAAAUCCUCAACUUCUGGAAACUUGGAAGGGCCUACUGAAGUCACAUCUGAAUACUCCCGAAUUUCAACGUCAUCUACUUGGAAAGUGUCAUACGAAAUCGAAAAAUAACAAUUCAGUUAGUGAAAAAAGUCCAACAGUUUCAAAUUACAAUCACAGCAAACAAUUAACCAUCACAUCUAACAAUUUAAAGUGCGCACAACAGUCAACAGAAAUUACUUCGUUACCUUGA
Molecule: messenger RNA, 1593 nt
Organism: Trichobilharzia szidati
Lineage: Eukaryota; Metazoa; Platyhelminthes; Trematoda; Strigeidida; Schistosomatidae
Source: the annotation of a GenBank genome assembly